This is a messenger RNA of Peronospora belbahrii, 1188 nucleotides long. NCBI's taxonomy places the organism in Eukaryota, Oomycota, Peronosporomycetes, Peronosporales, Peronosporaceae. The record is from the annotation of a GenBank genome assembly.
AUGCUCAGCGCACAAGAGAGCAUCCUCGUGACUGCAGCUACUGCUUUAAUCACGGGUUGUACAUUAUUAGUAGCUAGAAGCGUCUUUGGCUUUCGAACUCUACGAUACGGCCGCAUUGUUGCUGGUAAUUCCGAAUUGAAUGAAUUCGUGGCGCGUGCUCUACAGCCCAUGUUGGACCAAUACACUCCAACGUGGUGGACAAACUCGCAUAUUCAAUGUUUUCUGACCUUUUUGGUGCCUCAAUCCCGUGUAAAGUACCAGAGAGAUAUACUUACUCUGAAAGAUGGAGGUCAAGCAUCUUUGGACUGGGCUUUGGAGUCAUCUGUGGCCAUGGAAUCACCAUUGAAACUAGACUCACCCAUUGCAAUUAUCAUGCACGGACUUGUGGGUUGCAGUGAGAAUAUGCGCUCUCUAUGUGCCGAAGCGUUGGCGCACGGAUAUCGUCCCGUCGUGUUCAAUAAACGAGGUCAUGGCGGGAUGAAACUAUCUACACCCAAGUUGCAACAGUUUGGCUGUGUACAGGACUUGCAAGAGGCCAUUGCUCAUGUGGAAAGAGCUUUUCCUGACAGUGAAUUGUUUGGCAUUGGUUGCUCGGCUGGAGCGGGUUUGUUGUGCAGUUACUUGUGCGAACUUGGUGACAAGUCGCGCCUUCGUGCCGGUGUGUUAAUCUCGCCGGGUUAUAACGCCUUUGACCUGUUUUGCGGUGGCAAGAUCAACCCUGUCUACGAUUUUCUUAUGACUUUCACGCUCAAAUCCUUUCUGUGGCGUCAUAAAAGUGAACUGAGCGGCGUUGUUGACGUGGCGAGCGCGCUGCGGGCUACCAGUAUUCGGGCAUUCGACCAACACGUGUAUAUGAAGAUGCACGGAUAUGGUGACUUGGAGUCGUACUGGAAGGUGAACAACCCUAUGCGAGACGUGGACAAUCUCAACACGCCACUACUCUGCAUUAAUGCACUGGACGACCCUGUAUGCACCAAAGAGACGAUUGCAUACGAGGUGUUUGAUACGAAGCCAAACGCCAUGCUGUUAGCUACGGGGGAGGGCAGUCAUUGCGCUUUCUUCGAGGGCAACUUUCAGCUCAAGUCGUGGUGUGAUACAGUUGCCAUGGUGUAUCUAGACCGUCUCCGCGAGUUUGAGAAAACAUCGGGGACAAGCGCGCACGCUAUCACUGCAGUUACUACAACUUAG